GUUGAGAGAAGUUGGCGUUUGGGAGAUGCAACGAGAACGACGCAGGAAUAUAUAUUUAUAUACGGAUAGAAACUUUCGACUCUCCAUACCAACCGUGACCUACCAGAGACAGCUUUCGAAGCAAAUUCACUCUGAUGGAUUUCCCAGUCUUUGCGACAAUGACCGAUAAAACGUCUAUCUUUGAUCACUUGGGUGACAGGUGGAGGCAGCCUGUGACCAAGGAUGUGCGACCAAUUUCGAGCGUCAUCCUAGAUUUGCAGGUGAUAGAAUAUUUAUUACAGGAUGUCCGUGACUUCCUUGACCUGAAUGCUUGAGAACAGUAUCGUGACAUUCCAUACUGACGAAGCUAUCUGUUUCAUGGGGCUCUGGGAAUGGGAAAGACAAGCUUGACCUUGUCCAUCGCAGGGUGUUUUGGUUUGAAUAUAUACACAAUCAACCUUUCCAGCAUCGAUGACAACGGCCUGAGGAACUUGUUCGCCAACCUUCCUGGCCACUGUGUUAUUCUUUUGAAAGAUGUGGAGGUCGUCAAUUCAAGCUCGCCUGAGGGAAUGGCUUCUCUGACAACACUACUCGAUGUUGUCGACGGUGUAGGAGAUGGCUAAGUGUUAAUCAUGACAACCUGUCAUGUCAAACUAGUCAACAGCGCACUUUUGCGAGCCGGUCACAUGGAUGUGAAAACCGAGUUCCACCUCGCAGAUAAAGAAACAAUAGCCCGGCUCUUCUGGUUUGCCUUUGAACAGGAGGCAGUCGACCCACUAGCACAUGAGUUUGCUGGUAAGGUACCGGAGCUGGAAUUCAGCCCUGCUGAAAUUCUGUCAUUCCUGAUAGAGAACAGGCGGUCUCCUAAACAGGCUGUUGAUAACGUAGCGGCAUGGAUGGCGGAUAUGAGGAGCAAAAGGAAGAAGGGUGGAGUUUAAAAAGGCUGGUCCUCCCGCCACACACUUCGACCACCUGAAGAAGCUGUUCCUUCAACGAGACAGUAACUUUAAAUGCUAGUCUCCUUGAGUUUAUGGCAUCGGCCGGUUCAAUGGGGUCCCAGAAACUGGCGAGCGGUAGUUACAUUUUGCAUGUUAGGAUGACGCGGACCUCGAAUAUGUAUCUACCACUAAAUACCAUACCUCUAUUUUUAACACUUCUUUGUAGGACUUCAAGUUGCGUUUGCAGACGUGAUACGACAUCGAGUAGGUUUGGGAAAGCGAUUUUGGAUCCAUCAAGGUUCUAGGCGUCUUGAAUAAUCUCCUCACCAUUCAGUACAAGGGUCUGUAACACGGCAGUGGACAUUCUGGAAGGAUGGAGAAUAUUGUUUGGGGGUCUUACAGAGGGCAAACAAAAUGGUGUACUUGGGGGGUCGAGAUAGGUUAAAACUACUUGGUGCGAUAAUGAGAUCCCGCUUCGCGGGGGCCUUCAACCUUUCGAAAGCCCUUGAGAAUUUCCAAGCCUUCAAUACAC
Messenger RNA from Blastomyces gilchristii SLH14081, 1449 nucleotides. Its product is annotated as mitochondrial chaperone bcs1. The transcript has a single exon. Lineage: Eukaryota; Fungi; Ascomycota; Eurotiomycetes; Onygenales; Ajellomycetaceae. The record is from RefSeq and is a predicted model, not a curated record. The coding region runs from base 612 to 917 and encodes 101 amino acids.